Molecule: messenger RNA, 1170 nt
Organism: Kogia breviceps (pygmy sperm whale)
Lineage: Eukaryota; Metazoa; Chordata; Mammalia; Artiodactyla; Physeteridae
Source: RefSeq, a predicted model, not a curated record
GUCCCUGGUCUGAUUCCGUCCUGCGUGACUGUUCCAUCGAACGGUAGUCUUAUCUCCGUCCACUUUCUCUCCCACCGAAGUGCGUGCCACCAACCCAUGGAAGAUUCGAUGGACAUGGACAUGAGCCCCCUGAGGCCCCAGAACUAUCUUUUCGGUUGUGAACUAAAGGCCGACAAAGAUUAUCACUUUAAGGUGGAUAAUGAUGAAAAUGAGCACCAGUUAUCUUUAAGAACGGUCAGUUUAGGGGCUGGUGCAAAGGACGAAUUGCACAUUGUCGAAGCAGAGGCGAUGAAUUAUGAAGGCAGUCCAAUUAAAGUAACACUGGCAACUUUGAAAAUGUCUGUGCAGCCAACGGUUUCCCUUGGGGGCUUUGAAAUAACACCACCUGUGGUCUUACGGUUGAAGUGUGGUUCAGGGCCUGUGCAUAUUAGCGGACAGCACUUAGUAGCUGUGGAGGAAGAUGCAGAGUCAGAAGAUGAAGAGGAGGAGGAUGUGAAACUCCUAAGUAUAUCUGGGAAGCGUUCUGCCCCUGGAAGUGGUAGCAAGGUUCCACAGAAAAAAGUAAAACUUGCUGCUGAUGAAGAUGAAGAUGAUGAUGAUGACGACGACGAUGAAGAUGAAGAUGAUGAUGAUGAUGACUUUGAUGAUGAGGAGGCUGAAGAAAAAGCUCCAGUAAAGAAAUCUGUACGAGAUACUCCAGCCAAAAAUGCACAAAAAUCAAACCAGAAUGGAAAAGACUCAAAACCAUCAACACCAAGAUCAAAAGGUCAAGAAUCCUUCAAAAAACAGGAAAAAACUCCUAAAACACCGAAAGGACCUAGCUCUGUAGAAGACAUUAAAGCAAAAAUGCAAGCAAGUAUAGAAAAAGCGCAUUGAACAAUCCUGGGCACUACUGGUAAAUUAAGCCCAAAGAUGGGGAGAGAGGAAAAGGAGAGACAAAUGUAGUCCAAACUGAGUAUCAUCAACAAUCCAGACUGAAGUCUUCUAUUUUAACUCAAUCCCCUUUCCUGAUUUGCCACCCACCCAUGCCCCCCUUCCAGGCUGGAAGCAAUCUCUUGGUCUCCUAAAACACUUUCUUUUGACUGCUGUGAUUCAGUGAACCUUAUACUUUGCUUUCUAUUACUUGUGCAUUUGCUUCACUUCUUUAACCAUAUUUUAAUCACCUUUGUA